Zingiber officinale is the source of this 1932-nucleotide messenger RNA. RefSeq names its product probable protein S-acyltransferase 7. NCBI's taxonomy places the organism in Eukaryota, Viridiplantae, Streptophyta, Magnoliopsida, Zingiberales, Zingiberaceae. The record is from RefSeq and is a predicted model, not a curated record. Gene Ontology annotation, cellular component: endoplasmic reticulum; Golgi apparatus. Gene Ontology annotation, biological process: protein targeting to membrane; peptidyl-L-cysteine S-palmitoylation. The coding region runs from base 562 to 1734 and encodes 390 amino acids. The transcript has 6 exons. Gene Ontology annotation, molecular function: protein-cysteine S-palmitoyltransferase activity.
UUUGCAACAUCAGAAGGAGCCUUGUGCCUCACAGUCGACAGGGGAUCUCGCCUUACGACUUAGGAAGAAGAAAAAGGACGACGAACAACUCUUUCUCCUACGCCCUCGAUCUAUCGCUAUCGCUGGGGAGUCGUGGAAUCGCGUGGUGGCUGGGACGGACGAACCGGGGGCCAGGUGUCAAGCAGCUGACGUAGCGGUAGGCGGACUGGGACGCCCCUUCUUCGCCGCCGCCGGCGAAAUCGUGUGGGUUUGAGGUCUGAACAGAGCGGAGAGGUAGCUUAGAGGCGCCGGUCCGGAGUAAAUGUACACCCCGCCUCCGCGGGGCACAGAUCUGUCUGCAGCCGACAUGGAGGCUGACGCGGACGCGCCGAGGGUGUACCAGGCCUGGAAGGGAAGCAACGUUUAUACUAGGAAGAGAUUUCAUCUAAGGAAUAAAGACUCGAAUGUCAAGCCCGCACAACACCCGUUUGAAAAAUCUGAGCUCUGGCUUCGAAAUUUUAGAUUUUUUUUCUUCAAGGGAGGUUUAUAUUUGGACCUGAUGCAAGAUCAGUGUUUCUCACAAUGUUCCUGAUUGUUGCUCCUGUUUCCAUCUUCUGUGCAUUUGUUGCUAGGAAACUAACAGAUGUUUUUUCUGAUUCCCUGGGUAUACCUGUAAUGGUAAUAGCUAUUGUCUUCACUUUAUAUGAUUUAACUCUUCUCCUUCUUACCUCUGGUAGAGAUCCUGGUAUAGUACCACGUAAUGCACAUCCUCCAGAACCUGAAAUUUUUGAGGACUCUAAUGAAGUUGGUGUCCAAACUCCACAGUCACGGUUACCACGAGUGAAGGAUGUGACUGUAAAUGGUAUGACUGUGAAGGUGAAAUACUGUGAUACUUGCAUGCUCUAUCGACCUCCUCGCUGCUCUCACUGCUCCAUCUGUAACAAUUGUGUGGAACGCUUUGAUCAUCAUUGCCCAUGGGUUGGACAAUGCAUUGGACUUAGGAACUAUAGAUUCUUCUACAUGUUUGUCUUCUCGACGACUUUGCUGUGUUUUUAUGUCUUUGGAUUCUCCUGGGCGUGCAUAGUAAAAAUCAGAGAAACUGAGCAUAUAACUAUUUGGAGAGCAAUGACCAAGACCCCAGCUUCCAUUGCCCUCAUAAUUUACACUUUUAUAUCAGUUUGGUUUGUUGGAGGCCUCUCCAUCUUUCAUUUAUAUCUAAUGAGCACCAAUCAGACCACUUAUGAGAACUUCAGAUACCGUUAUGAUCAAAGAGAUAAUCCAUACAAUAGAGGAAUCAUUGAGAAUUUCAAGGAAAUCUUUUGUACAAGCAUUCCUCCCUCAAAGAACAAAUUCCGUGCACGGGUACCACAAGAGCAACACGCUUCAGUUGGUGGUUUCAUGAGCCCAAACAUGGGAAAACCUGUCAAUGACAUUGAGAUGGGCCGAAAACCUGUAACCUGGGAUGAACUAAGGGCAGUCACACAAAUUGGCGAAAGGGAAGAAGGUCUAAGCAAUAGAAACAUGAUCCAUGACAAGGAUAGUGAACCUGGAGAAGCUUCCCCAGAUUCAAGCAGGGAAGUUCUUGCAGCAGGAGGCAUGGAGAUGCAACCUACGCUACACCAUAGGAGAUUAAGUUGGGGAAGGGGUGCAAGCUUGGAGACAACACCUGAUAUUCAAGCUGCAGCAUCUGCCAUGCGGGAAACAAGUAGGACAGACAGUGUCGGUGGCAGCAGCAGUAAGGCUGGAGAUUUGUGAGUUCAGUGUUUCAGUAUCUUGAUUUGUAAGGUAUCUUAUUCUUUGCGUGCUGCAUUUUCUGUUGUGCGUUAUUGUAGUCACAAUUUUAGUUUUUAUUUUCCCAGAACAUGGGUAGAAGAUUAGUAUUGGUUGGUUAGCACAUGUAUAUAUAUAUAUUUGUGUUUGUGGUUUCUGGAAAAGAUGGUUUUCAACUGAAUA